CAUUGACCAUGCCGUUUACUGCAAUGGCGGUAUAGAUAUUUCACAAAGAAGAAAGUGGAUUUUCUGUAAAGAUGAUCACGAUUUGAAUGGGCAAGGUCUAGUUGUACUUUUAUAGACUACAGAAUUCAGUUUCUUCCAUAUUGAUCAAUGUACUAGCCAAUAUAACAUAAUCAUACUCUUAAAAAGUAAAAAAUCUAGUUAUCGAUAAUAAUUGUUCCUCGAGGAGUUUACUGCCUUGCACGAAUACGACGCCAAAGAAUUCGCGGUAAUCAUUCCCGACAUCUUAGGUAAAAUUUGAUAUUUUAUUACCUGAAUGGACAAUAAGGUGAAUGUCUCAGAAGUAGAAAAUAUUUUAAUGAUUGGAUCGUCUGAAAUUUUUCACCUGCCUGAGGUCCCAGAGAUAUCAGAGGUUUUAGAAUCUACUGGUCUCAGCCCAUUAACAUCUUCCUUAGACCAUACUCUUACUCUUCAAGAGGAUAAAUUACUUUCAUCUGAAGUUAAUAUGGGCAUAGAAGACACAUGGACUGAAGCAAAUAGUUCUACAUCAGACUAUGCCAUUCCACUUCCACCACCACCUGGUUUAAACGAUUUCACAGAUAUUGUUGCAGAUUCUAUCAGUGAUAGUGGGAUUGGUAUAGAGCAUGGUCCAUUUUUACCACCUGGUGGUUCAGCUGUAAACAAUUUGUUUUUGGAGGGUGGAGAUUCUCAAGAUGAUUCGCCAAUGGAGGAUGUAGUUUUACGUGCAGGUGUAUGUGGUCUUCAUAAUCUUGGUAAUACUUGUUUUAUGGCUGCCGGUUUGCAAUGUUUAACUGCAACCCCACCCGUCCUGCGACACUUUUUGGAUUUGCAGCAAAGAGGAGAGAAACUACCACCACCUGGAUCUCUGAUGGCACAUUUUAGUGUACUUCUUGGAAAAAUGUGGUCUGGCAGAUACAGUGUUCUCAGGCCAACAGAAUUUAAGCAAACUUUAGGGGCAUAUCAUUCACAAUUUAAAGAUUAUAGACAGCACGAUUGUCAAGAAUUUCUUGCUCUUCUAUUGGACUCGUUGCACGAACAAAUGAAUACAGCAAAGUGUUCAAAAAAUUGUCAAACUCCAUCAUCUACAACCACUACCAACUCGAUUAAUUCAAAUGAGAAUUCAAACGGGAAAAUCAUGUCUCCAGUCACUGCCACUAGUAAUUCCAACUGUAAUACAGAUUUAUUGGAAAUGUAUGAUUGCUUACCAUCGCCAGAAUGCCCUAAUAGUCCGAAUGUCACGAUGGCUGGUUCUCCCAGAGAUUUAGAUUCGCCAAUAGGCGAAUUAGAUAGUAUUGCAAAUUCACCCCGUGGAUCACCUUUAAACGAUGGCGACGACGAUGAGGAAACGCUCGAUUCCGAUGAAACUGUCGAAGCAAAAUCAAACACUUUUAUUCAUAAUAAAGUUGGCGAAAAAGAAAAUGACGUUACACCUUCGUUAAGACUGGACACGUUGAUCGAACUUUCGAAAAAUGUUCCCAAAUAUCAUGGACUAUACGAUAUUCAUAAAGAAGCGAAAACCAGCAAUGCGAAUUUUUUAGUAACUCAACAGGAAUGUAACAAUGAGAUUCAUUAUGAUUCCCAAAAGUUUCCAAAAGAAAAUCUCCGUAGAAUGCCAUUGGAUAACUCAAAUUUAAUGGAGAAUCACGAUUUCGACAAUAAAAGCGUCAGUGUUAAAAGAAUAAAAGAAAUUAAUGUUCAAAAAGUCAAUUGUGGCGUAGAUUACGCGUCAAGCGGUUCCGACAUAGAGUAUGACAAUGGUUUAGAAAAGUGUAAUGUAAAACGUAUGAGACUCGACGAUCAAGAGAAGAAUCAUAAACGGGAUGGUCUUGGAAGUAUUAGUACUCAAUGCACACGGGUUUCCCAAAGUUACGGAAAUGGUGCUAUAGCGACACAGGACGAGAUCGAGGCGGACAAGCAUUGGGCAAAACACUUAAGGUCUAACAGAAGUAUCAUCGUUGAUACCUUCCAGGGACAGUUUAAAAGCAAGGUAGUUUGUGCAGUAUGUAAGCACGUGUCUGUCACGUAUGAGCCUUUUAUGUAUUUAUCAGUGCCACUGCCCCAUGCAAUGGAAAGACAAUUGAAUGUUACGUAUGUUCCCGCAAAUGGCGAUCAACCUGUAAAGUGUGUUGUUUCAUUAAACAAGCAAUCGCGCAUUGGGAAAUUGAAGGAGGAACUAUUAAAAACGCUUGAUAAGGAAUACAUUGCAGUAACUAAUAUCGCGCUUGCUGAAGUUUUAGAGAAUCAUAUAUCAAAAAUUCUGGAUGACAAUAUACUCUUGAGACACAUCAAUGAUACGAAUCGAUCUAUAUACGCCUUUGAACUCACGGAACCUCCUGACGCGUACACUUCAGUGCCAGACGGUGGCGGAGAUCGUGUGAUGGAUGCUGAUACCUGUCAGAAGUGUACAGUUACGGGGGAGGAAGUUCCAUGUACGAUUUGCCUCGAGGAAUUGGACGGCGAUUUGAAGAGACACAGCGAGAAGAGCUGUAACUUCGCUAUGUGUGAUACCUGCAUUGAGGAUUACUUCAAGAAUCAAACGGAACCUCAAAUGUGUCCAGUGUGUUCAACGUACAUGACCGCAUCAUCCUUCAUUAAAAUAGAUCAAACGGGACGGCCAAGGCCGGCAGUUAGGAUCUUAAACGUACCGUUGGUUUUACGGCACGACACGACAAACGAAACUACAAACAACCGUAAAGGGACGAAGCUUUUCGGUUAUCCGCAUUUAGUGAGAUUACCUUCAAGAGUGAACGCUAAAGACUUGUACGAUAUCGUUAGGAGAAACGUGCCGCAAGAAAGAAGUUACACGCUUCAUUUUGUUACAGGCCAGGGACACCAUUGUUCUCGUUGUAUCUAUACCGCACACUGUACGGGUUGUAGUGUGCCGGAAACUGGGAUGGUAGUCCUUCAAAAUGGCGAUACGUUGGCUGUGCGUUACACGGAACACGUUCCUAAGAUAUCACCUCCUGUUGACCAUGUCAGUGUAAGCAAACAGAGGCCCCAUCUUCCUUUGUCUUUGUACGACUGUCUUCAAGCAUUUAGUCAAAGCGAAACGUUAGACGAACACAAUCCUUGGUUUUGCCCGAAGUGCGAACGAAAUCAGUGCGCAACGAAAACACUUACGGUUCACAGAUACCCUAAGUUCCUCAUAGUAUACUUGAAACGAUUUGUGUUUUACGAGUGCGCUAGCAUGAAGUUGGACGAUAAAGUCACAUUCCCUUUGGUUGGUUUAAGCGUAGGCCGACACUUGUACGACCUGUAUGCUUGCGUAUGUCACUUUGGAGGAGUAUCGGCUGGACAUUACACGGCGUAUGCGAAAAAUCCUCGAACCGAUGUAUGGUAUUAUUACAAUGAUGAAAUCACGAGCAGGCAAAAACCUCAGGACGAAGAUUUUAGCAACGCUUAUAUACUUUUUUAUAGUCGACAAGGGGCCAAUUUAAAACCGUGCAAUAUAUAACCAGUGGUGAAUCGAAGAACCUGGCGAACCUGGAGAAGUGCCAGUGAGAUAAAAAGGGUGGGGAUAAGAAAAGGGUAUUGGAAGUUGAAGGAGAGGUUGACUAAGUGUUUCAUUUACGUGUUGAUCGGACUACGUCGUAUUGAACGGAAAACUGCUUACACAAUUCGUUAUCUAUUUUUCCUGGUGAUCCGCUCGUGGUCUGUCUCCUUCGUGUCUUUUCCCCCUCCUUCCAUUUUCUAACUUCUCGCUGUUUUAAAAUUCCACUUACGAGCAUCCUCCAGAGAGUGCAACGUUGUGUGCGAUAUAAAUCUGUGAAUCCGCUGACUGUCGACUAUCAUUAGCCCGUAGGCUGUGCGUUUCUCCGAUGAUCGUUUACAAUUCGGUCGGAGGAUAUUUUUCUUGCGAUUGCCGUGCCGUCAGUGUUAUUUAAUGUGAAAGCAGAGCCUGUGCGCGGUACAUUAGUAUAAUAAUUGGAAAGGACUGAGCGUAUUUAUACCGGAUUAUAGAGCGUAAAUGUACGUCGAAUUUGUACAGUAGGUGAUUAAACGUAGACUCCAGGAUUUUGAACAGACGUAAUUUAUUAGCGAAUAAAAGGUGAACGUUACGACUAGAAGACACUUAAAAAUAUGCCCGUUUAACGACAGAUUGUAACCAUUCACUAUAUCAUCGUUUCCUUUUUACCCGAACGGAUACAAGACUGCUAACAUAUAUAUUUGUAAUCUGCAUGUACAUUGUGUAGCAAAAAUGAACGUUGUAUUUGCAGAUUAUUUAUUAAAUUAGUUUUGUUGUAAUUUUGUUACAAGGUAUUCAUUUUAAUUGUUAUAUAUAUAUAUAUUCA
Molecule: messenger RNA, 4310 nt
Organism: Colletes gigas
Lineage: Eukaryota; Metazoa; Arthropoda; Insecta; Hymenoptera; Colletidae
Product: ubiquitin carboxyl-terminal hydrolase 6-like
Exons: 14
Coding region: 314-3472 (1052 amino acids)
Biological process (GO): protein deubiquitination
Molecular function (GO): cysteine-type deubiquitinase activity
Source: RefSeq, a predicted model, not a curated record